AUGGACAAUUCUCCGACUGCACUGUUCGAAAAUUACGAUGAAGACUUGAAGCAUUUGCUGUCUAAUUUGAAGUCUAAGUUGGAGGGGGAUGUCAAGCUCCUAAAGGGCGAGGAACGGAAAGCUGCGUUGAAGAGGGUCACAGAGGAGUUAGAUGAGGCGCAAGAGACCGUCGCUCAAAUGGAAGUCGAAUUACCGUCGAUGCCAGUUUCCAUAAGACAAGUCUAUCAGGGUCGUCUAGCUACUUCCAAGCAGGCUCUAGAGAAGGUCAAGAAGAGUCUGAAAGACGUUCGUCAGGAGAAUCAACGCAACGAACUCUUUGCUGGCUUCCCAGAUAGAGACGACCCAUACACGGAUGACCCGUCCGGCUUCUCAUCUCGAACUCGUCUCUUACAAGGGACGGAGAGGCUAGCUGAUGGUAGCAAGAGGCUGGACAAUGCGCAUCGAAUCGCUCUGGAGACGGAGGAUGUGGGUGCGGACAUUUUGAGAAAUCUUCGAGGCCAAAGGGAGCAGCUCGAAAAUACUCGGGACUCGCUCACUCAAGCCGACUCAUCUAUCGAUCGAGCGGCGGGGACAUUGAAGAAGAUGAUAUUCAAAAUGUAUCAGCAGAAAUUCGUCACAGGCGGAAUAAUUGCGAUCCUGGUUCUGCUUAUUAUCAUUGUGCUAUGGUCCAAGAUCCAUGGGUGAUGGAUUGGUUUCAAUCCAGAAAGGUGGACGGGACAGGUUGUAAUGUAUGGCUUUGACAAAGAGUCUUUGUUCGUUCUUAACCGGCCUAAGCUCCUUUGU
Messenger RNA from Kockovaella imperatae, 783 nucleotides. RefSeq names its product t-SNARE. Gene Ontology annotation, cellular component: late endosome membrane; SNARE complex; ER to Golgi transport vesicle membrane. NCBI's taxonomy places the organism in Eukaryota, Fungi, Basidiomycota, Tremellomycetes, Tremellales, Cuniculitremaceae. Gene Ontology annotation, molecular function: SNAP receptor activity; SNARE binding. The record is from RefSeq and is a predicted model, not a curated record. The transcript has 7 exons. The coding region runs from base 1 to 684 and encodes 227 amino acids. Gene Ontology annotation, biological process: vesicle fusion with Golgi apparatus; Golgi to vacuole transport; intra-Golgi vesicle-mediated transport.